AUGUCAGACAUGAGGAUUGUGCUGCUGGGAGGACGAAUUCAAGGGAAGAGUUCAUCAGGAAACACCAUCCUGGGCCGACAGGAGUUUGGUACUGCAGGGAGAACAGCUGAGUGUGUGAAGAGAGAAGGAGAAACAGCAGGCAGACACAUCACUGUAGUGGAGGCACCAGGAUGGUGGAAUAACUACACUGUAGAGCAAACUCCUGAACGUGAUAAAGGAGAGAUUGUCCUCAGUGUGUCUCUGUGUCCUCCAGGACCCCAUGCUCUACUCCUGGUCAUUAGGGUGGAUGUGUCAUUCACAGAGACACACAGAAGAGCAGUGCAGGAACACAUGGAGCUUCUGGGUGAGAGAGUCUGGAGUCACACUAUACUGUUGUUCACUACAGGGGAGUGGCUGGGAGACACAAGCAUUGAGCAGCACAUUGAGAGUGGAGGAGAGGCUCUGCAGUGGGUUGUAGAGAAAUGUGGGAACAGGUACCAUGUUGUAGACAAUAAGAAGAGUGAUGGUGGUCAGGUGACAGAGCUGCUGGACAAGAUAGAAGAGAUGGUGGCAGGAAACAGAGGUCAUUAUGUAGACUUUGAUGCAAAGAUCAUGAAUGGAUUGAUGAAGAGGAAGGAUGAAGAAAAGAGAAAAGCAGAGGAGAAGAAGACGAAGGUGAAGAAACAGAGAGAGACUCUCAGAUCAUCAGCAGGUGGUGUUCCACACAUCUCAGACAUGAGAGUUGUGCUGUUGGGAAACAGAAGUGCUGGGAAGAGUUCAUCAGGAAACACCAUCCUGGGCAGACAGGAGUUUGGUACUGCAGGGAGAACAGCUGAGUGUGUGAAGAGAGAAGGAGAAACAGCAGGCAGACAUAUCACUGUAGUGGAGGCACCAGGAUGGUGGAUAAACUGCACUGUAGAGGAAACUCCUGAACGUGAUAAAGGAGAGAUUGUCCUCAGUGUGUCUCUGUGUCCUCCAGGACCCCAUGCUCUACUCCUGGUCAUCAAUGUGAGUUGGUCAUUCACAGAGACAUUCAGAAGAGCAGUGCAGGAACACAUGGAGCUUCUGGGUGAGAGAGUCUGGAGUCACACUAUACUGUUGUUCACUAGAGGGGAGUGGCUGGGAGACACAAGCAUUGAGCAGCACAUUGAGAGUGAAGGAGAGGCUCUGCAGUGGGUUGUAGAGAAAUGUGGGAACAGGUACCAUGUUGUAGACAAUAAGAAGAGUGAUGGUGGCCAGGUGACAGAGCUGCUGGAGAAGAUAGAAGAGAUGGUGGCAGUGAACAGUGGAGAAAGGAGCAUGGAUCAACCUCCGAAAUUUGGAGGUGGUCAAACUGAAGUGAGCUCUAGUGGAGACUCCGCCCUGGGCUCUUCUAAAUCAUCUCUUAUGUCCACGCUGAUGAGGCGCUUCGAGACUCUCAGCACCGCACCCACGUCAUCUGGGUACAGCACCGGCCAAUCAGAGAAGAGUGCUGCAGACGGCUCAACUUUAAUGGCUCCACAUUCCAGGGGUGCAUCUCUCAAAGGGCGAAGUAGCUAA
This is a messenger RNA of Engraulis encrasicolus (European anchovy), 1518 nucleotides long. RefSeq names its product GTPase IMAP family member 8-like. Lineage: Eukaryota; Metazoa; Chordata; Actinopteri; Clupeiformes; Engraulidae. Gene Ontology annotation, molecular function: GTP binding. The transcript has 3 exons. The coding region runs from base 1 to 1518 and encodes 505 amino acids. The record is from RefSeq and is a predicted model, not a curated record.